AUGAGAAUCACAACAAUUUUACUCUUUCUUGUUCCGUUCCUUUCUGCCUUGAUAGCACUGGUCCAUUCGUUGUAUGUGGUCAUUCCAGAUAACACAGCCGUAUUACCAGUGAAUCAAGUUAUUCCUCUUCUCUUUAUUGGAGGUGGAGUACUGAGUGGACAAAACGCAACCCUUACCUUGUAUCGACAAAGACAGACUCAACCUGACGAAAUGAUCAUGCAAACUGAGGUCCAUCUUCCAGCUGCAUCAGGUUAUGUUCCAUGGGUCAUUCCAACCAAUGCAACUGCUUCAUGUUCCUACUAUGUUUGUUUAAAUCCAGUGAAUUCUUCACUAAUUGCUUCUUCCAAUGUUGAUUUCAAUGAUGCCUAUAGAUGUUAUGCCGUUGGAGGUUUUUAUUGCGCUUUCAAUCCAAGUACAGUGAACACGAAUGGUCCUCCAAGACGUCCUUAUGUUACCUUGGAUUAUCCUCAACAAUAUACCAAAUGGUUGAGCAAUAGAAAUUACUCUGUAGUGUACAGUCAAUUCUUUGGUAAUGGUGUCCAGAAUGGUGCACAAGGAUCCUUCUCUCUUGCUCUCAGUUUGUGGAGAAACAACGGAGCACAAGGGAAAGAUGUCAUGAUUGAUGGAACCAAAAAAACGUACACUCUCGACAAGAGUAAGCCUAACGGUGAAGUCGAUUUCUUUGUUCCUUCAAUCACCACCCCUGCCGUUGAUAAUCGAUAUUACAUUUGUGCUGAAUUAGUUUCCAAUGAAGUGGGAGUUGAUGCAUUGAACAACCAAACCAACCGAGAUGAUGAAGGAAAUUGUUUUGCCAAAUCAGGAAUGUUCUCCAUCUCAGAUGGCUAUUUCACCAUCAAUGCUCCACUCGCCAAUGCCAAGUGGCAAUUCAACACCACUGAAUUUUUAGAUUUCAACGAGACUAUGAAAUUUGAUCAAUUCUCCCUUAGUGUUUUCCAAAUAAGAGAAACUAAUAAGGAGUUUAUUUCGGAUGAUGUUCGAUUGAUUAAUGUGAAUCAGCAAGUACCCACACCAAGGCAAGGUAAAAUUCCAUUCAUAGUCAUGUGGGGAGGAGCUUUACGAACCACUCCUGGCUGUAAUUACUUUAUUUGUGUGAAUCCAGUCUUUGUAGGUCCUUACAAUGUUCGUUGUUUGGUGAAGAGUGAAGUUUUCUGUAUUGAGGGAGGACAAGCACAACCAUUACCAGUCCCACAGCAGCAGCAGCAACCACCUCAAGGACCUCCACCACAACAACAAGGACAACAGCAAGGACCUCCUCCUCAACAGCAAGGAGCACCUCAACAACCAGCACCUCAGCAGCAAAAGAGAGCGUUACAGCACACAGAGGCAGCCACAACUUAUUCAAACAACGGUGCUGAAGAAUUGGCUUCCUCUCUUCCAGAUUAUUCUCAAAUGAGAACUCAUGUCCCAGUGGCUCAACGAGUGAACGUGUAUGGACAACAUAGUCCUCAAAUGUAUCCUCACUAUUCGCAUGGAUAUCAUGUUCGAAGAGCCGUGUUGAAUCAUGCUCCAUACCGUGCUCCUCAUCCACAUAGUUUGAACAUGAGAGUAUUAAGAAGAUUUUAA
Molecule: messenger RNA, 1584 nt
Organism: Naegleria lovaniensis
Lineage: Eukaryota; Heterolobosea; Eutetramitea; Acrasida; Naegleriidae
Exons: 1
Coding region: 1-1584 (527 amino acids)
Source: RefSeq, a predicted model, not a curated record